Messenger RNA from Coniophora puteana RWD-64-598 SS2, 967 nucleotides. RefSeq lists its product as uncharacterized. Lineage: Eukaryota; Fungi; Basidiomycota; Agaricomycetes; Boletales; Coniophoraceae. The record is from RefSeq and is a predicted model, not a curated record. The transcript has 4 exons. The coding region runs from base 134 to 901 and encodes 255 amino acids.
CUCUUUUCCAUGUGAGCCCUGGCCCCGCAAACAUAGCCAACGUGGGACCCUUUUCUCUUUCCAUCUGCACCACUCCUACGACGACCGACAAAACAUACUAGGCGCACUCCAGGCUGGCUAACGGACGAUCUCGAUGCUGGCGAGUCUUAGGGUAUCUCGUCGGCGCGACCGCUGGCUAGAACUACGGCUCGAUUCUGCACUCAGUCUUUCGGAAGAUGGCGACCUGACGGUCGACGUCAACGCGCUCAAGGCGCUCAUAUGCCCCCCUGACUUCUCGUGGUCAUACAUGACCUCCGCGUGCUGCCGCACCAUUUCCCCGGUGUACAGUGGGCUCUGGAACUCCGUGCAGGAGGACUUUGAGAACGUUGCGCGCGUGCUCUCGGAGCUUGAGGUUGAGCCACCAUCAGAAGAGGGGGAAGAGAAGGAUGACGAUGCGUUGACGAGUGAGGUCAGCGGGGACGAGCCUCUGCCCCCAGUCGACGUGCCCCCCAGACGGAAGAGGCGGAGAUCCUCACUCACGACGCAGCCGUUCACCGUCCACAGUGCGGGUCCCUCGACUCCGGCUAUCGUCGUGACGCCCUCGCCGCCGCAGGAGCGCGAGACGUCGUGCUGGGUGCCCGUUCAGGAUGCGUCAUUUGGCAGCCGGCUGACAGUGCCGACACAUGUUGCGUUCAAUGACGUCUUUCCGCCGCUUGCUGUGCCUUUGGCUUCGUCCCGGUCUGGGCCCUGUUUGCUGCCUGUGCAGCGGUGGGAGUAUGUGGGCGGGCACUGGGUCGCGGUGCUGCAUGCGCUGGAGGAGCAGACGCGGAGGGGGAUGUAUUCGAAAAGCAUGGCUUGCCGUCGACGGCCCAGAGCCGGCCGGUCAAAAUCUGCAGAGCGCAGAAGUGUAUUUUCAGCAUGAGAUUUAUAGACGUGAUUUAUAGUUAUGAUAGUGGUCAUUUUAUUGAUAUCUGCAUGUAUACCUAGC